Messenger RNA from Trichogramma pretiosum, 775 nucleotides. RefSeq lists its product as uncharacterized. Lineage: Eukaryota; Metazoa; Arthropoda; Insecta; Hymenoptera; Trichogrammatidae. The record is from RefSeq and is a predicted model, not a curated record. The coding region runs from base 177 to 623 and encodes 148 amino acids. The transcript is spliced from 2 exons.
GCGGAGUGCCGACAGCCGACAGCCGACUAACCCACGUGUUUACACAGUCGAUUGUUGUUGUCAAUAUGUGCAGUAAUAUAUGUCGAAUGAUCUGCACCAACGAUUUUAUACUACGUUGAAAAUUUAAUUUAUUGCAAUCUUUAUUUGGCUGAUAAACUUAGUUUUAUCGCUUCAACAUGCCUAAAGAAGAAAAACCUCCUACUCGCAGAAAAAACGUGGAAAAGGCGCUUGAACUUUUUAAGAAGGCAAAAAAAGACUCCAAAUCCAAAUCAAAUUCGUCGAGCACACAUCAUGAUGUUGUUGGCAAAACAAAAAGAUCCAUAGCUACUUCAGUUUUGCCGUACUCUGUGGUAUCUGAGAUGCGUUCAUGUUUAAUGAGGCACGAUUGGAUUAAUCUUCAACGACUUUUUCCGAUUCUACUCGAUAUUUCCAAUGGACACAAUCAAACACUUAUUUGGAGAUAUGCAUUUACAAUCAUGUUCCACAGUCCGAUGAGUGACAUGCAACGUUUAGGAGAGUUUCUUAAUCAAUGCGUUGGUUGUACCGCUGAAAAUUUUGACUUUAUGGUAGAUGAGCUGUGUACACUACAAAAACCAAGUGACAUCAAGAAUACAAAAUUGUAAUUCCACAGUAUUCAAUCUUAAGUAGCAAUCAAUUGAAAAAAGUGUACAUUUAAAGUUGUAAAUAGAAUUGUGAUAAAAUAGUAGCUUAUACUAUAAAUACUAUAGAUAAACUACUAUACAUUACAAAUAUGGCUAUCUAUAAAUAUGUAUGU